This is a messenger RNA of Caenorhabditis bovis, 234 nucleotides long. The record is from the annotation of a GenBank genome assembly. Lineage: Eukaryota; Metazoa; Nematoda; Chromadorea; Rhabditida; Rhabditidae.
AUGGGAACCUAUGAAAUCGUUGGGCGAGGACGCGGAUUGUUCGAGAUGAAUGUCUUCAUUCGAUUUAUUCACGACUGUGAUGAUAGUUUAAUUCCUUGUCAACGUUCCCUAACGCUAAGGGUUCCAUCAACCUAUAUUACUCGCAAAUCAUACGUCGAAAAAUACUUCGAAGCUGGAAAUAUGAACAUGGCGUUCCGGUAUCCUGAUGAACAGCGCCUUUGUAGGCAAAUAUAA